This is a messenger RNA of Betta splendens (Siamese fighting fish), 6115 nucleotides long. RefSeq names its product dual-specificity tyrosine-(Y)-phosphorylation regulated kinase 2 (gene dyrk2). Gene Ontology annotation, molecular function: protein serine/threonine kinase activity; protein serine/threonine/tyrosine kinase activity; ATP binding. Lineage: Eukaryota; Metazoa; Chordata; Actinopteri; Anabantiformes; Osphronemidae. Gene Ontology annotation, cellular component: nucleus. The transcript has 7 exons. The coding region runs from base 77 to 1852 and encodes 591 amino acids. The record is from RefSeq and is a predicted model, not a curated record. Gene Ontology annotation, biological process: peptidyl-threonine phosphorylation; peptidyl-serine phosphorylation.
GAGGAAGAGGAGGAGCUCCUGCUGAGGAAGAGGAGGCGUCCGGUCCGUCCGUGUCCAGAGGAGAGGAGCGGCCGCCAUGUUAACCAAGAAGCCCGGAGCCUCGGUCCUUCCGACGGGCAAAGUGGGCGAGCCAGUGUACUCUCCUGGUCACAGCGGCUCUCAGACAACAUCGCCCGUCACCCUGCCACCGCUUCGAAAUAACAACCACCACCCCCUCGCGGGUGGGUCUAAAGCUGCCAUGUCAGACGCUGUCCAGUCAUCACAGUCGCAAGGCCACACCACCCAGCUGUGCGAGGAGAACACCAACAAGCGCCAAGUCCUUAACUCCCAGCCCAACGGCCUGGCUCCGCUCAGCUCCUCCCGACCGGGUCUGCCACUGCCAGACCGGCAGACCUCUGCCUCUGAACCAGCCCAACACUGCCGGCAGGGCAGUGCCACCUCCAACAAGUCAAUGGACAGCAAGCCAAAGGUCAACUCCAUGUCCCCAGAACUAGCCAUGAAGCAGUUCAUGUCCAAAAUGUCGUCGUUUGAACACCAUGAGGUGUUCACCUUUCCUGAGAUCUUUUUUGUUGGUCCAAAUGCUAAGAAGAGAUCAGGUGUCAUGGGUGGCGCAAACAACGGCGGCUAUGAUGAUGAUCAAGGAUCCUACAUCCAAGUCCCACAUGACCACAUCGCCUACCGCUAUGAAGUUCUAAAGGUCAUCGGAAAAGGCAGCUUUGGACAGGUGGUGAAGGCUUUCGACCACAAGUUGCAGACCCAUGUGGCUCUUAAGAUGGUCCGCAAUGAGAAGCGCUUUCACCGACAGGCAGCAGAGGAGAUCCGUAUCCUGGAGCACCUGAGAAAGCAGGACAAGGACUCAAGUAUGAACGUCAUCCACAUGCUAGAGAACUUCACCUUUAGAAACCACAUCUGCAUGACCUUCGAGCUGCUCAGCAUGAACCUGUAUGAGCUCAUCAAGAAGAACAAGUUUCAGGGCUUCAGCCUCCCGCUGGUCAGGAAGUUCGCCCACUCCAUCCUUCAGUGUCUGGACUUGUUGCACAAGAACCGCAUCAUCCACUGCGACCUCAAGCCCGAAAACAUUUUACUUAAGCAGCAGGGACGCAGCGGAAUCAAGGUUAUAGACUUUGGUUCCAGCUGUUAUGAACAUCAGCGAGUUUACACCUACAUUCAGUCCAGGUUUUACCGAGCACCAGAGGUCAUUCUGGGCUCCAGGUAUGGGAUGCCUAUCGACAUGUGGUCUCUGGGUUGCAUCCUCGCUGAGCUGCUGACCGGUUAUCCACUGCUGCCGGGUGAAGAUGAAGCUGACCAGUUGGCCUGCAUUAUCGAACUACUUGGCAUGCCCAGCCAGAAGCUCCUUGACGCCUCCAAGAGAUCCAAGAACUUUGUGUCGUCCAAAGGAUACCCACGUUACUGCACCGUCACCACCCUACCAGAUGGCACCACUGUGCUGAACAGUGGCCGAUCUCGACGAGGGAAGGUAAGAGGUCCACCGGGGAGCAAAGACUGGAACGCAGCACUAAAAGGCUGCGAUGAUGCACUGUUUCUGGACUUCCUCAAACAGUGUCUAGAGUGGGACUCAGCACUCAGGAUGACACCCAGCCAGGCAUUGCGCCACCCAUGGCUGAGGAGGCGCCUUCCCAAACCUCCAAUGGGAACUACCACAAGUGACAAGACUUCCUCAUCUAAGCGGGGCACCACCACAACCGAUGGCACCAUCACCGCCAUCUCAAAGCUUGCCACCUCUUCGACCACCACAUCUUCCUCCUCCAAAACCAGGACUAACUUAGCGGCGAUCACUGAUGCCAAUGGGAACAUCCAACCUAGGACAGUUCUGCCCAAACUGGUCAGCUGAGAGUGGAUACACGUCGCUUGCCAUGGUAAAAGAUAAAAUGUUUGCCUACAAAGAGGCAGACUCAAACAACUGGAACAGAAUUAAACUGGUUUGUCCAGUUUGAGGAGUGUUUUUGUUUCACGCUGGAAAUCUACAUUGUAGGUUUUGUGUGUCUGGAAUGGCCAGGUUGAGAUGUCACCUAAAAGACAAUGGACUGGGGUGCGUUCAGACUCCUCAAAUUUACAGUCCUACCUGAACAAAAGUUUUUUUAUGUAGUGAGCAGCAAGACAGGAAAUGACCACAUUAAAUUGAUUGUGGUGCUGCUCAGACAAUCACACCACUUUGUAGCUCCACCAACAUCACAAACAUGGUGCUCACGAUGGGAACAAGCCUUUUUUAUGUUUUUAGCACAAACUCUAUUUAGCUGAGUCAACAUUUGGUCAAUCGAUGAGACACCAAAAACUUUUUAAAAUCUGCAGUCACUCAUACAGCAUUAUGUAUUACGUUUAUACUAUGUGGUGAGCUAACAACAUCAUGUCCUUGUAUUAUCAAGGUGGUGGCCAAUGUUUAACUUGUUAGUCCUUCCGUUUCAUAUCAGUAUGAAAUAACUGAUAUAGUGUUUGCAAUUCUUUUGACAAAAAUAUGAGUUCCUGUGCAGUCAUCCUCACCGUGAGCUGUCCAACAUUAUUAGAUAUUCAACAUUUGCAUUGUGCCUGUGACCUAACUAACAGUAAAGCGUAACUGGGUAGUUGUUUGACAGCUAUUAGUUUGUAGGUGCCACAUUGCUACCUCUUUACAGAUUUUAACUGGCUAGCGGUUACCUUUGCAAACUUUAAAUCUGUCAACUAGCUACAGUUAGCUCACAGUUUGCCUUUUUUGGCAGUUUGGUGGCUAGCCUUAGCCAUUUUUAGCCAUAGCAUAUUAGCUCUCCACUGCCCAGCCUUACAAAGCAUUGACAGAAUGACAAACAGUUUUACCUCUUAAUGUUCAGAGUUUUUAGGCAUUUUAAGUUUUCAGACGGUUAGAAGAGAGUAAAAGGGUAAUGAAGCAGAAAAAGACCUGACAAUAAGUACAGGUGUACUGGCACUAUUUUGUUUUAUUCUUAAUUUAAUUAUUAAGGACACAAAAUGGCUGCUGAAAGAGCUGUGAAGAGAGAGGUGAAAGUAGAAAGAGGGUGUUUAUGGUCAUGUUGUGGAUAAUUUUCACCUCAAAGGGCUCUGAGAUUAAAUAUAGUAAAGAUCAAAACCAAAGUCUUGUUCAGUAGAAAAGUUAGGUGAGGUUCAAAACUAGAGAAAUGGCAUAUUUUGUUUAUUUAAAAUUCAUAUUUGGCUAAAAAUAAAAAAGACAAGAUCAAAUACAUGUGGUGUCCACAGAUUAGUGUUAGAUUAAUGUUACUGCAUAAGUAAAAUAAGAUAAAUAAGAUCUUCUGAAUAUAUGUAACAUUUGCAUACUUGUUUUGCCAAGAAUUUCUUAUUGGCAAAUUUCUCAUUAGCGUGCUAAACAAAACUUUCAGAUGACACCAAAAUAUCAACGAGCAGUACUUGCUUGGACGACUGUUAAAUCCUGAGAAAAUGUCUGCUGUUUAAUUCAGAGCCAGUGUAUCUAAAGUAAUAAUUAAAUUUUAUGACAGUUUUAAAACUUUUAUAUAACUUGGUUUGAGCAGCAGGAGCGAUAGGGUAAUUUCACAUAAACAUUGUACCCAAAAGCAUGUGCAGUCAGUUAAAUUUAGGACUUCAGAAUAUAACUCUGCCUUACUGUGUUAUUAACCAGUUGUUUAUAUGGAAUUCUGGAUUCAACAUAUUGUAAGCAACGCAACAGUGAGCAAAGAUUUAAAUCGAACCCCUGUCGUUCUUCAGGCUUUAACCCAUUAGGGUUAAACAACAAACUGCAAUAAGAAAAGCAGCAAAUCAGUUAAACUGAUACUAUACCCAUUAAAGUUCAGUACUGUGUUUGGGGAGGGGAGAAUAGUGUUAGCAGAUGCUUGUUAUUUAUUUACUACACUUUAAUAUUUAUUAAUCUAAUCUACAUAUUUACUAUGAUGUGCAGAUCCUACCAUGUACUUGAAUGUGUGUUGUGGGUGUAUGUAGCUGUGUGUGUGUGUGCGCGCGUGUGCGCGCGCACAGUGCUGACAUUAAGAGAUUUUCUUUUCUUUAAGCUUGUUCCCUCAUACAGACACAAACAUUGAUAUAAACACACAGCUGUAUCUGAACGCACUCUGAAUAUUAAGUCAUAGAUAAACGAGGAGGAGGAUCCCAGGGUCGGGUGUGUGCACCGUUGGCCUGGCAAACGUUUGUAAUGUAGCAUGUGAGAAACGGAGGACGAUGAUGCACAGAAGAAGAGACCGAUCAAGUUAAAAACACAGACACUACCUGCACCGCUCAUCUCAGGGGAAGUUCUGCACCCCCUCCCCCGAAUGAGGAAGAGGGAAAAAAAGCGUAUGGAGGGGGCAGUCCUCUUUGAUGUUUAUGUUUGUUUUCUAAAGAUUUGAUUGGUUGCUGGAUUGUUUUUUAAUUUUCUAUGUUUUUUUAGUGAGAUAGAGUGCUGAGAGUCGUAACUUUGUGCCUUCAGGAUCUCAUCGACAUGUAACACUCUACCCACAGACGCGCACACACACGUCUCUGUUGGCAACAAUCACUAGGAUGCUGUCAUAAAAAGCUAUGAAUGGAUUUUGGCAUUCAGACUCCAGCCUGCUGAUCAGCUCAAAUUGUUUGAGUAAAACCCAGGGUCUCCUGUGAUCUUUAAUCCUUUGCUUCCCUAAUGUCUGACAAAGUUUGAUCGUAGAGUAACAGUAUUUGGCUAUUAGAAAACUUGUCAACCCUUUUCAGAUUUGUGCUGAUGGAGUAUGAAUUGAGAAGCCAUGGUAGAAAGUGUGUAGUUGAGGCUGGAGCUACACUUACAGUGUUUUGCUUUGGCAUCUUUAUUGACAGGAGGUUGGAUGUCCUAAGUAGAGCUUUAAAGUAUGACAGUAGAUAUAUAGAAGGCUAUUCCAGGCAAGGAACAAACUCAAAUAGAGAAGCAACUGAAGAAAUGUUGACACGACAAAUUUAAAUUUUAGUUUAAAAAAAAUUAAACAGUCUGGUGAUUUUGAGUUCAACAGAGGGAAUCAUAAUUAUCAUACAUUAUCUCAGUAUGUCUAAACAGUUGUUGUUUGUCCCAUCAACUAAUGAAUCUGUUUUUAUUUUGCCCAGGAAAGAUGGGCUGCUGUAUCAUUGAUUCGUUGGCCCACACGCCAAGCUCGGCUGGGUUAAAAGUAAACCAAUUAGUGCUGACAGUCAGUGUUGUGUGCGUCUGUUGGUGUGUGUAAGGUUGCAUAAGAUGGCUGCACAAUGUACAGACACAUAUCAGCCAAAUGUUGCCACUUGUCACCUCGGUACAAACAGGUGAUACAUGUUGGUGACGGGGCUAAGCUAACACUAGCCGAUUGACUGCUAGCAUCUAGCUGCUAGCUGCUGCACUGAUGUUUGUUUUGUCUACACUUAUGCUAACACUAGCCUACAACUAAGAGUUGGCUGGUAGCACUUGCGUCUGCUAGCUACAGUUGCAUUGAGCUCCUCAGAGGUGCUUAUACAUGUUGUUAGCAUUAAUGUAGUUUUAUAGCAUUCUUUUUUCACGUUGGUACCUCAGAUUGUGCAGUUAUUAUGAUUAUUACUGUUGUCAUUUGUUGUGACUAACAUCCAGGGCAUUUGGUUGAAUCUACCAAAGUGCAUUCCUUUACCAAGUCAGCUAAGAACUAGCUGUUCAAAAAGACAAAAAGGUUAAUAGUAAGAGAAGCAGCAAUCACCUAUCUGACAAUGUGGAGUAAAAUACACUGUUGUUCUGUUUUGUUCAGUAUCAGGCUGCAAUCACACAUGAAGAUGAAGGUUGAUCCAAAUAACCUGGUGGUAGCAUUCAGAAAAACAUUGUGAAAGCAGCUGUAGCUCAGCUAACCCGCUAGCUCAUAACCCUGCUAGACGGUUACCCUGCUAGCUUGUAAGCCAUUUAGCCUCUGUUGGAAGGAUUAUGCAGAAAGGUUAAAGGUUAGCCAGCUUUAGACUGAAGCGGCGCUGUUUUUAUGUGACGUUUGCCAGCCUGGUUUUAAUGUGGAUUUUAUUUGUAAAUAAAGUGGAAAAUGUUUGAAUAAUACAUUUUUGGGUAUUAAUGCGCUGCUGUGCCACAUUGUGGCCAGUUUUACAACGUACUGUAUCUACUGUACAGAACACAGGAGUCGACACUUUUCUAGUGAGCCUUUGUUAAAUUUAUUGUGGUGGAAAUUAUUAUUAAUAAAAGUUUUAUUGUUCAUCUUUA